Thunnus maccoyii (southern bluefin tuna) is the source of this 2069-nucleotide messenger RNA. RefSeq lists its product as uncharacterized. NCBI's taxonomy places the organism in Eukaryota, Metazoa, Chordata, Actinopteri, Scombriformes, Scombridae. Bases 678 to 1340 code for a protein of 220 amino acids. The transcript is spliced from 7 exons. The record is from RefSeq and is a predicted model, not a curated record.
UGAGCUCAGCCACAGUGGACAUAAUUUCACAGAAUCACCAGAUGGGCCUUUGAGGAUUCUUCUGUCAGUAAACAGGCUCUCAGCCGGCGUCGGCGCCUCUCUCCUCACAGCAGCAAACGUCCUAAAGCUGUUUUGUGGCUGCUCGUUUGAUCAUCAAGAUCUGGACUUAGUGUUUGACUUUCACACUCCAGCCGUAGCAGGACAUUUAAAUGUGUCUGUGACGUGUAGGGACUGACAAUGCCAUGAAGAAUGAGCGGCUACUUCCACACUUAUUAAGACCGUGUAAUAACUUAAUUCCUGCAAAUCAAACGGAGAGAAGCGGAGCUGUUCCUGGCAGUGUUCCAGACUCAGAUUAAAACCGUACAGUGGUCCACCUCCUGCUUUAUUCUAUGAAAAGAUUAGAGGGUUGCAGAACUUAUUGACUCAGAUUUCUCCUCCAGGUAUAGAGUAAUUAAUGUAAUUAGGCUCUCUAUCUCCACUCAGGCCUCUUAUCAAAGCUGUUUCCUUAUCGCUUCUGGAAAUUUAAUUAGAAAAAAAAUCUUUCUAAUUAACGAUUUUGUGAAAUUAACUUCAACUGGUUCAUUCCCUUGUCAGUUGUUGGCUGGAGGCAUAUAAAGAGAAGAGCUGGACAGAGAUGUGGAAAGAACAAAAGGAAUCCCCAUCACAUCACCUGCAUCAUGGCUCAGAGAAACACAUCUGGAACAAAUGCAAUCCCCAGACUUGUUGUCAAGAUUAUAGGAGGCAAACAAGUCAAGCAGUUUAUUGAGGAGCCACAAGAAGACACGUCAGAGAAAGAAGAUCCUCUUGUUGAAGCUGCAGAUGAUGAUGCAGAUAAACGAGGUGUGAUGGCGUCUCACGGACGGCUGCAGGACAGAGUGGACUCUGCAGUUUGGGCUGUGAUCAACCAGGUUCCUGACAGAGUGUGUAUGACGGCGCCCUCUGGUGAUCGCUCCAGGUCCUACAUUCACCCAAAGACUUCCCACAUCACUGAGUCCAGAGCAGCUGGAGCAGCAGAGACAACAGAGCAGAAAGGUGCGUCUGAGGACGGAGAUAAGGCCGAGCUCUCCUCGGCUGUCAGUGACGAGCUGUCUGAUUGGCAGUUCUCCUCUCUGACAUCAACAGAGGACGACGCGGCAGCUCUCGAUUCCACCUCCAGAGGGACACUCGAUCGAUCGGAGGUCACUCACCUGUUCCUGAAAAAUGAUGUUCCGCUGAAAUUACCAACGUUUUCUCUGCUCCUCCAAAUGUUUUCUGAUGAAUGUGAUCCAGAACAGGUUCAUUACAGAAAACUGCUACAAUUCAUAAGACGUUCUGCAUUUCCAGAAGAAAAUCCACAGUGACAGAGAACUUCAGAGCAGCUGAACAAACGAGGACAAACAGCUGAUUCACAAAUACAAUGACAUCAUCAAUCUGAGCUCGCUGAGGAUCGAUGACAGCGAGAAACCGGAGCCAAACUUCCUCUGGCCGCAACUCUGAAACACUUCAAAGGACUAUAAAUUCUUACUGAAAUUAUUGUACAUUCAUGAGAUGAUUUGUCUCUUUAUGUCAUCUAUAGCUUUAUUACAUUACAUUACAUUAAUUUAACAAAUGCACCCCACCCCCAACGUGCUGGCCGGCUUACUGGAAGCAGUUUGAGGUUCAGUGUGUUGCUCAAGGACUCCUGUCGACAAAUAGACCACAGAUCAAACCUCCAAUCCUACUUCUAAAUAUGAGAAAGGGAAGAGCAGCAAUAGGUUGUGUCAAAACUAACUGAACGUACACGUUACUCAUCUUACUGUUAAUUUACAUUUAGACUUUAAGACUCCUGAAGCAGCCGUGUUGAUGGGUGAUGAUGUCCUGGUUUCCCCUAAAAUGUUUCUGUGUCGUUGUUGCUCUUUAGGGGACAAAACUAAGAGCCACAACAUGAACUGUUGCAUUAAGAAUUCACAUUUUUAGACUUGAGUUAAGAGAAAUGAUCAUUUGCAGGUUUAGGAAAGUAACUUUUACCUUUUGUCAUUUAUUUUAAUCUUAUUUUCUUUGAAAACAUUUUGCAUAGCUUGCCUCUACGACCACUGUCUGAUCUGAGCAUG